This is a messenger RNA of Pieris napi, 3576 nucleotides long. It is a transcript of the gene Itgbn, whose product is annotated as integrin beta-nu. Lineage: Eukaryota; Metazoa; Arthropoda; Insecta; Lepidoptera; Pieridae. The record is from RefSeq and is a predicted model, not a curated record. Gene Ontology annotation, biological process: integrin-mediated signaling pathway; cell-matrix adhesion; cell migration. Bases 128 to 2545 code for a protein of 805 amino acids. The transcript has 13 exons. Gene Ontology annotation, cellular component: cell surface; integrin complex; focal adhesion. Gene Ontology annotation, molecular function: integrin binding.
UCGAAGGGACGGGCGGGAGUUUGCGCGGCGGCGCCGCCGCCUUAUCACUUAUCGGCCCUUAUCUGUUAUCAGACAUCGCGAAACCGAUCGGGUUACAGUUAAUUCAGUGCAAAUCCUAUUCCCGAUCAUGUACUAUAAAGUGCUGUUUUGUUUUUUUAUUGGAUCUGUUUUUUGUCAAGUUCCAGUACUACAGCAACAAGAGCUGGCGAAGAAGCUGGUGUGUAUUGAACAUGAGGAGUGUGGGCCUUGUCUGUCAGCCGCUUCGCACUGUCGGUGGUGCGCUGACCCCUACUAUCCCACCACUGCGCCACGGUGCAAUGACGAUGAAAGUUUGGUAGCAUUCGGUUGCGGCCAAGGUAUGAUAGAGCGUCCUGAAAAGCCAGUUUGGGAGGUGGUUGAGAACAGCAGUUUGCAAGACGUGCUGCCGGACGGCUUGGUUGCUGUACAACUACAGCCGCAGCGGAUAAAGCUUUCUUUAAAAGCACGUGAAACCAAAAAAAUCAAGUUCCAAUACCGGCCAGCAAGGAACUAUCCUUUGGAUUUGUAUUACUUAAUGGAUCUCACGUGGUCGAUGAAAGAUGACAAGAAAACCCUUGUGUCAUUAAGAGACGAUCUUCCUGAGAUGCUGAAGAAUUUAACCGAUAACUUUAGAUUGGGUUUUGGAAGCUUUGCUGAGAAGCCAAUUAUGCCGUUCAUCAGUGUGGACUCGGGGCGACGCGCAAAUCCCUGCACAGUAGAGGAAGAAGCGUGUGAACCCACCUAUAGUUACAAACAUCACCUGUCUCUUACUAACCAGGUGAACGAUUUCAUAGAAAGCGUGAACAGUAGUUCGGUAACGGCGAAUUUAGACAACGCUGAGGCCCAACUUGACGCUUUGGUACAAGCGAUUACUUGUGGGAACCGUAUUGGCUGGAGCCUUCGCAGUCGUAAGAUUAUAAUCCUAUUGUCUGACGGAUUGCUUCAUACCGCCGGAGAUGGGAAGUUAGGUGGCGCCUCCCUGAAAAAUGACGAAACAUGUCACUUAGAUGAAAAUGGCUACUAUGCAGAAGCACACAAAUACGACUAUCCGUCCAUUGCACAAGUGUAUAGACUCCUAGAUAAGUAUAAGGUGAACGUAAUCUUCGCGGUGACAGAAAGCGUCAAAGACCACUAUGACAGUUUGCACCAACUGCUCAGCGAUUUCACAUAUAUCGCCAAAUUGGAAAGUGAUAGUUCCAACAUUCUCAAAUUGGUAAAAAUGGGUUACGAAGACAUUGUCAGCGUUGUCAACUUCGAAGAUGAUAGCUUGGGACCUGUCAAGGUCAAGUAUUUCACCGAUUGCGGAGUGAAAGGUGGCUCGUUAAUCGAGACCCAUCGGUGUACUGGUGUUGAAUAUGGGAUGACACUUAACUUUGAAGCUCAUGUUACAUUGGACUCUUGUUCUGAAUUCAAAAAGACGCAGCAAAUAAUAAACAUAUCAGAAAGUCAGCUGGGCCAAGACACCCUGACUCUUGAGGUGAAUAUCCAGUGUGGUUGUUCCUGCGAAAGUGAUUUGAUCAAGGACAUGUCUUUAUCUUGUCCAACACAUUCACACCUCGUAUGUGGAGUUUGUCAAUGCAAUAAAGGAUGGUCUGGUCCCAAGUGCGACUGUUCAAUAGAAGAUGAAGCAGCAUCCGCAGCCCUACUCUCGCAGUGCAGAGAACCAAACUCCACUCGACUGCUGACGUGUUCCGGGGCUGGUGAUUGCCUUUGCGGAAAGUGCGAAUGUGAUAGAGGCUUCAGCGGGAAAUAUUGCCAGUGUAAAGAUUGUGAAAUUAGCAGAUUAAACGGAAUGGAGUGCGGUGGUGCUGGACAUGGUGUAUGUGUGUGCGGCCUUUGUGCUUGUGAGGCCGGGUGGACUGGGGAAGCCUGUGGUUGUACUGAAGAUAUUGACGCCUGUAUUGCUCCUGGAGAGGAAGAAAUUUGCUCUGGACAUGGGGACUGCGUUUGUGGCAGAUGUGAAUGUGCCUCGACGAUAGAGGGGAUGCGGUAUACAGGACCAUUUUGUGAGACGUGUGCCACUUGUGAGAAUCCUCUAUGCGCAAACGCAGAACUCUGCGUAUUAUGUAACCUUAACAACAAUUGUAAUGAAACUUGUAGUAUUGGUGGCCUUAACUAUACUGUUAGUCAAAGAUUGAACGAGGACGCCAAAAUAAAUGACAUACCAUGCAUACUACGCCGGGAGGAGGACGGUUUGGAGUGCGAAUACAAAUACACAUACAACGCCGCAGAGCAGGCAAUGAUAUCUAUGGAAAUAAUAAUACGAUCUAAAAUCUGUUCUCAGCCUACAACAGCCAAGAUCAUGAUGAGUGCCAUUAUAACUAUGGCAUGUGUGAUACUCGGCGGAAUAAUAAUUAUUUUAGCUGUAAAAAGCGCGCAAAUUGUGUCCGAUCGUAGGGCGUACGCAAAAUUUGUACAGGAGGCGCAAGAGAGCAGAAAGAACAUGCAAGAAUUGAACCCUCUUUAUAUUUCACCUAUAUCAAAGUUUACGUUACCAGAAUCUUAUCCGAGGGAUAGGAAUGAUUAGGAAUUAAUAGUUAUAAGUUAUUUGAAGUGUAUUUUAAACUAAAAACGUGGUUACACGCGUGUAAUAUGAAUAAGUAAAACCAAUAGAAACUGAUUUUACAGGUAGCUCCAAGCGAAAAAUAAAAUAUAGGUAGGUAAUUACAGCCUCCGCGGCUUAAUCAAACGCUGGUUCAAUAAGUUUAUUUAUAAAUAUACAGUAGAUACAAAUUGAUAAUGAUACCUUUGUAAGUUACGUUGAGGUUUAUUAAAAUGUAUUUUGCGAACACAAUUUUACAAAUCAUGACAAAGUUGAAAUGAGAAGAGAUUUAAACUACCAAAAAUAAAGGGUGCUAUAAUAUAAUAAAUAAAAAAAUAAAAUAAUUGUAUCUAUCUUGUACUUAUUAGCAGUUAGGAAAUUAAUAAUAAUCCAGUGAAUAUUAAUAUAAGAAAUUGUUUACCGUUCUUAGACUAAGUUUCAGGGCAUUAAUAUAGCUAAGAUAUAAUAACUACAUUUUAAUGUUUGACCCCCUUUCUGAUACUCAAAUCUUAUACAAUAGCUAUUAUGACUCCUGUAUAAUUGAAUAAAUAAGUUCACAAAACAUUCUAACUGCAGAAGGGGUUUAUGAAUAAAAAUAUGUUUCUUUAUUAACAUUAAACUGUAGGCAGACGUAAACGUUUCAUUUUGACCUAGUCACUAAAAUCACAUUUUAAGCGUUUACUUAAUUGUCAAAUAAAAGUAUUUAUAUAAAAUGUUGCGUUAAGUAUGUGUAUAAUCGUUUUUAUGUCGUUGAUGUAAUGAAUGUAGAAGAAUGUAUGGUUUAUUAUUGUCGCCCAGUACCCCAGUUUAUAAUUUAUUAAACCUACUAUAAAGGAUAAUAAACGCGAUUUAUUACAUUAUAUUUUUUACAACGCACUGCCCACGACUGUAGAGACGUCACACAAAACGUGAAGUCAUGUUAAUUAAGUAAUAAAUUCGCUUUUAAAUCUUUUAAGUGGUAUAUAAAAAUGUAUGUGUUGCAAUUGUUUUUAUGAAUAAAAAGCGUAUGUGUUGAA